UUUUCUUUUUCUCCAUUAACCAACUCUUUUGAAGUGCGGUCUAGAUGUGAAAGCGCUUUCCUGGCCUUUGGCUUCUCGACGCUUCUAACACAGCCCAGGGAGACUGAAAAUGGUGCUUGGUAUGUGCUGCCAGAGAGAGAGGCUCUACAAGUUCCUGUAUGUAGUACAAAUCUUCAUCCUUGCAGGAGUGGUGUACUACUAUUUUCAGGGGUCUCUGGGGAAAGCAGACCCUGACCAUGAGAUUGCUGGGGGCUCAUCACAGCCCAUAGGGGAGACCUUAAGGCCAGUGUGGGGGCAGAUGGAUAAGUGCUAUCCUGUGACUACCCAGAGACACAGAGUCAAGAAUGGGAAGAAGCAAGACUCCGAGGCCAUGACCCCCAAGACAACGGGAGGGCCAAAUGAUGCUGCCCCCAAGGAGGAGACGGAUGUCUUGUCUCAGGAUGAGGGCGAAGUGAGAUCCCCAGGGGAGGAAGCGGCCAGCCCAAUUCCAGCUGGGCAGGAGGUGGCUGAGGAGGAGGCUGUGUCAGUGCCUCCAGGAGGGGAGGAAACUAAAAAGGCCCGAAAGGAGAUUGCUGUAUAUACUUCUGAGGCCUCUGAGGUGGACAUCAAGGAAGAAACGCCUGAGGGCUGGGUCCCCCAGCUGCUGAGGAAGCUCUGGCUGGGCUGGUUCCCAGCCUCUGACUUCCCCAAGACUCAGAACCGUGAAUGACAGAGUGUCCAGUAAAUCCACAGCUGCUGCUUCUGCAGGUCUGGCUGCCUCCUUUCAGGGGCCUCAAAUUCCCACAAACUGAGUGUGGCUUUGUCCACGCUCCCUGCCCCAACAAGCAGUACAAGGUUACACAGUGUCAUAGCAGAGCAAAGACUAGGGCCAAGAUGUCUCCUCCAAGGUCCCCACAUGGCCUUCUCCUGCUCUGGCCACCUCAUUGUCACAUGGGUUCAAGAUUGACCACUGUCCCUAGGUCAUCCCUACGGCCCACAGGGCUUAUUAUUCCCUGUCCUGCCCAAGCCUCUCGAGAGCCCAGACUGACCUGGCCACUCAGGAUGGAGCCCCAAGUUGGAGCCCAGAUGAGUGUCCUCCUCCUGCUCUGGUGUGGCCGUAAGUGGCAACUUCUACUGGGCAGGGGUUGGAUGAGCAUCCCUAAGGGGCUGGGAAAGGAAGCCCAUCAGAUCUUGGGGCAGCUCAUUCCUGGGCUGCUGUCAGGCCUCCCAGGGAGAGCAUUGGCAUCUGAAGACUGAGCCCUGGGUAAUAACUCAGCCUGUCGCCUCCCAGCCAUCCCUGAGUUCCCCACCUUUUGGGGCAGCAGCUUGUGGUGCUGGCUGAGCUGCUGGCCCAUGGUACAAGCUGGGUGUGGCUGGGCCUGAAAUGUGGGCAUCUAGGCAGAGUUUCUAGGCAGAGUGGGGCCCUCCCCAUCCCCAUCGGGGCCUGACAGCUCUCACCAGCCUAUUCGAGCUCCUCACAGCAGAAACCAGGAUCUAUUUAUAGACUUUGUCACUAACCCAGGUAAUCAGCAUUGGGUUUCUAAAGGUGACUAGGGGAUAAUCUCUCACUUUCUGAGCCUCAGUAUACCCCUCUCUCAAAUGGGGUCAAAUGACAGGUAAGGAUGGAUCAGGCUAGGGCAGAAGCUGGACCCAGGGAGGCUGCUUAGGCCCCGUCACUGCCAAGGGGCUGGUCAGGGGCCCCAGGUGGGACUCAAGCCAGGUUGCAGCCACCAGACUGGUUUAUUGUACAUCAGAGCUACUCCUGAGGAGUGGGUGGAGGGUUUGGUGUCCCCGUCUAGCGAGGCACAGCACAGAGCUGGUAGGGGGCUGGGGUCACCAGGAAGGCAAAGAUACCAUGGUCACUUGGGCGGGGCUGCCCAGGGGGCACCGAGAAGCUGAAGCGCUGCAGGAGGCAGGUGAAGAAGAGGAAGAGCUCCAUGCGGGCCAGCGGCUCCCCGAGGCACAAGCGGCGGCCUAUGUGCAGGUGUAGGGGCUCUGUGAGCCUGGGGGCCUUCGCUCCACCCCACCAAGACUCCCUUGGGAGGGGGAGGCAAGCCAGGCACCCCAUAGGCACCUGCUGAGAAAGGCAUGAAGGCCUCCUGCUUGACAAAGUGGCCCUGGGCAUCUAGGAAGUGCUCCGGAUGGAAGCGGAAGGGCAUCUUCCAUAUGGUCUCAUCUUUCAGCACCGAUGACAGGUUGGUGAUGAGCGUUGUCCCCUGGCAGGAGAUAUCUGGCAUGGGUGGGUGUGGACUGGGGGGGGGUGCCUGGACCUCUGCCACCAAACACACCCGGGGAGCACACACACUGCCUGGCACAUACCUGGACUCUUCAAGUGACCCUCAGCCCAAGAAGCUUCUUGGCACCCUCCCUGUCCCCAUGGCAGGGCCAAGUGACCUGCCUCCCAUGGGUGUCCUGACUGCCACAUGUCCUUGCAUGCAUGGGCUCCUCCAACACACUGCAGUGGCACACUUUAGUUUGUCUUCCCCACCUGACUGGGGCUCUGAAUGGACAGGGCAGGCCCUGCCUCUGCUCAUCCCCACACCCACCCGGGCUGGGACAUUUGUUGCCUGUGGAAAUGAGGAUUGGAUGCCUUCAGCUCCCAUCCUGGCCCCACCUAGCAAUGGCCAUACUGGGGCUACCGGUGGCAGGUGGUGCUGAGCUGGGAUGAGGAGGGCUGUAGGCUUACCUUUGGGAUGAGGAAGCCCUGCACUUCAAUGUCACGGGAUGUCAUGUGGGGCAAGCCUAGUGGGACGAUGUCCCCAAAGCGCUGCACCUCAUGCACCACGGCCAUGGUGAAGGGCAUGAGGGCCUGAUCCCCCAUCUCUGGUCGCCGUGCCGGCCCUAUCACCUCAUCGAUUUCCUGUUGCACACGUCCUGGAAAGGUAAGUAUCCUCAGUGGUCAGACCCAAGGUCUGGGCCCCAACCUCCUCCUGCCUCCUGUAUAGGGCUGUGCCCGCAUGGAGGAGGAGGUCACUGUGACCUCUGAGCUGGGGCUUAGCCUCAGCACAGAGCUGCUGCUGGUGGCCAAAUCAGCCAAGCUCAGGGGCCUCAGACUGUCCCUUUCCUCCCUCACCCAUCCCACCCGGCCCCCCUGGGCUAGGCUCACGUUGCACGUCUGGGUGCAGGAUCAUGAGGAGGAGGGCCCAGGCCAGCGUGGCUGAGGUAGUUACCAUCCCAGCAGAGAACAGGUCAAACACCACUAUGCGCAGGUUGUCGUCAUUGAAGCUGCUCUCGGGGUUCCCCUUGGCCUGGGCCAUGCAGGGAAGCUCACCUCCUCGAUCUCAUCCAUGAAGAUGUCAGUCAGGUCUCGGGGAGGCUGGGCCCGGUCUCGAGUCAUCCUGUGCUCGGUGAUCAGUUCAUCCAUCAUGGCCACGAAAGCCCUCUGCCCCGAGAAGACCUUGGCGGCCAGCCCCGGGAUACGCAGGAGAACUGGGGCUGCUUCCAGCACCUGUGCAGGUCACAGCUAUGGGGCCCUGCGGCCUCCUGGUGCUCAAGGUGUUCACCUUGACCAGUCAGGCCCCAGCUAUCUCCAGGGUGUCCCCGUUAUUGACCUUGUACCCCCCUAAGUUCUGGCCUUCACCCUCUCUCCUGACCCUGGGCCCAGGAUAAACCUAAAGUCUACAUCUCAUGGGCGCAGCUGCCUGCCAGUGAGGGAGCCCUCCUAAGCCCGCUGACCCGGGCCCCGCCUCUCCCUUCAGUGUUUGUCCUUUCCUCAGUUCUAGGCCUUUUCCCUUGCAGUUGCCUCUCUGGGAAUGCCCUUUCUCCUCUGGCCCCCUACACUAAUCCUCCUGCAGGAAGGCCCAUUGCAGGGCUGAGGCCUCCUCAACGGAACUCGCCCUGCAGGGCUCCUCGGCGCCUACCUCCCCUCACCUGGCGCAAGAAGCCAACGUCCUCCUUCAGUCCCUUCUCAAUUAGUUCCAGCAGCUUGAGGAUGCAAGGAUCGUUAUACUCAAAGCGGCGCCCGAAGCCCCAGUACUCACCAGCCUGGUCGGCGAAGGCAGCACAGAGGCACGAGGCCUCUUCGGUCACCCAUUGCUCCAGAGACUUCUUGCCCAUGCCUAAGUUGCGCAGUGUGGAUACGGAGAAGCGCCGCUGCUCGCGCCACGCGCGCCCAUAGCGCGCUAGGAUGACUCCUGGGGGCGGGGCGGGCACGUGGGCGGGGCUUGGAUGAGCCGCGGCCCCGCCCUCUGCCGCAAACUGUGCCCGCGGGUUCCCCGCCCUGCCCAUUGUUCUGCUCACAGCCCCGCCCCCUUUCUGGGCAGGUCGCGCCACCUGUUCCGUCCCUGCUAACCUCGCCCUCCUCCCUCUCCCAAGUCCCUCCCCAUUUGACACCCCCUUCCAGUUGGGGACAGGUCUCACUGUGCCCUCCCGCAUUGCUCGCCAACUCUCCCCUGCUAGGGGCAGGUCUCGGAUCCACUUUUUGUUCUGCCCACCGUGGCCCCUUCCUCAUUAGGGGAAGGUCCUGGCCCGCCCCCUGCCCCGCCCACUCUGACAUCGUCCUCCUCAUUCCUAACCAUACUGACGUCCCCUUUGUGCUCAGUGACCCAGGGCCUCCCUCUCAGCAAGGUCCCGCCCUCUCCCCGCCCAUGUUCCUCCCCCUCCACCCUUGACUCGGGCGACUCGGGCUUCUUUCUCCACCGUGCGCCCCUUCAGAUUCGCUCGCUCUUUCCUGCACCGAACAUUCACGACCCUGCCUCCGCUUGGCCCUGCCGGCAUCGCCUCACUGCUGGCCCUGUCCCUGCCAGGAUGCGGUCUCUUCCUUCCUCCGCUUGCCUUCAGAGCGCGGCCCCAAACCCAGGUGCUCGUAGACAGUCGCAGGUGGGCGGUCAGCGGUGUCCUGGCUGUGGUACACCAGCGCCUCGCGCACAGCCGCCAGCCCGUUGAGUACGACCACAGGCGUCCACACCUGCUGCAGGCUGAACACGUCCCCGAAGCGACGCCGCAGCUGCAGGCCAAAGGUCAAGGAGCAUCGUCAAGCCUCGACCCGCGAGGGUGCUGGCCCAGCAUCAUGGCCUUAGUCUUGGGGGGCCUCUGGGCCACCAGUAGGGAGUGAGUGCAAGGACUUUAUCCAGCUUGUAAGCCCGGGAGGAGGGUCACAUCCGCUAUGGUCAAGGACUCCAUGUUGGAUCAGACUACCCAGCUAUGACUGUGCAAAGGUUACCAAAACUGUCAAAUUAGCGUCCCAUUUUACAGGAGGCCCAAGGUCUCACAGCAGCAAGAUUUGAACCAGAUCGCUAUACCUCUCUCAACCUCAACUUCUGAUUUAAAUACAACUCAUAACCAGA
Messenger RNA from Camelus dromedarius (Arabian camel), 5264 nucleotides. RefSeq lists its product as uncharacterized. Bases 110 to 709 code for a protein of 199 amino acids. NCBI's taxonomy places the organism in Eukaryota, Metazoa, Chordata, Mammalia, Artiodactyla, Camelidae. The transcript has 11 exons. The record is from RefSeq and is a predicted model, not a curated record.